This is a messenger RNA of Porites evermanni, 4238 nucleotides long. The record is from the annotation of a GenBank genome assembly. NCBI's taxonomy places the organism in Eukaryota, Metazoa, Cnidaria, Anthozoa, Scleractinia, Poritidae.
AUGAGUGAUAGAAGUCAAGAAGAUGAGGAACUAUCACACACUCAAGUUCUCGCUGAUGUCGAGAAACAAAUCGAAGCUGUUUGUAACCAACUACAAUCCCUACAGCGACAAGCAAGUAGGCUUCGACGACUUCGUGAAGAGCAGGAAGUAUAUGAUUCCAUGUCGGAGAAAAUGGAAAGCAUGCAGCUUUCAACGAAAGUUAACCUCAAUGUUGGUGGCCAACAUUUCACUACAACCGUCCACACACUGACCAAGGAACCAGACUCGAUGCUUGCCGCUAUGUUUUCAGGAAGAUUUCCAAUGAAGCCUGCUGAAGAUGGAACGUUCUUUAUCGACCGAGAUGGAACUUACUUCCGGUAUAUUCUGAACUAUCUUCGUGAUGGAAAGCUAUCUUUACCAGAAGGGGCCACUUUUUUUGAAGAAAUCGAGGCAGAGGCUGAAUUCUACCAAAUUCAAGGAAUUCUCGAGGAGCUAGGGAAGCCCAGACCUUUGAAGAGCGCAGAUCGAGGAGCCAAAGCUACAGAGCCAUUUGCAGAGUCUGAAAUACUGACUCAAGAACAUGCGAAGAUAUUGUUAGGUAUGGUACCUUAUAAAACUGGCGGGUGGCGUCUUCUGUUCAGAGCUUCUCGAGAUGGUUUCGCGGCGGAGUCAUUCCACUCAAAAUGCAACAAAAAAGGUCCAACCUUGACAGUUGUGCGAAGAGGAAGCUUCAUAUUUGGCGGAUUUACCGAAGCAGCAUGGAUUGGUGGGCGCAGGCCUAACAGUAAGUAAAAAGAAUAAUAGGGAGCUUUUAAGCUUAAAACCAACGAUGACGGCGACGGCAACGAGAACGGCAAAAAAGCAAUAGGUUAAGAUUAGCAAAACAUCAACUUUGCAUAAUGUAUUUUUACAAGAUUCAUAAUGGGACAUAUAUGCCAAAAUAUUGAGAGCCAUGCGGCAGGUAAUAACGCCCCUUUAAUUUUCCUCUUUCUGCCAGGUUUUGCUAAACACGAUGGUCAGAAAUAGGGGUUUUUUUCUUCCACAUAGGUCACAGAGACGUGAAGAAUUUUCCAAAUGGCAUGAAACUUGGCAGGAUUAUUGCUUGAGAGAUUCUACAUUUUUUGGUGGCAGUUUGACAGUCUUGAUGGACAUUGUGACGUCACAAAUAGUUUUCAAAUUUGGUGUCAAAAUUUAGAAUUAAGAAAAUCGUCAGAAAAACCACAUAGAGGUGUUUUGUGAUCAGAGUGAAGCUUUCCAGUGAAAACCCCGUUGAAAUCCAUUAAAACAGGACAAAGUUACAAGCUAUUUUGUGACUGACAAUAAAAGAAGGAAUUUAAAGAAUUCAAUUGUUUUCUUACCUUAUAUGGUAAAACUUUAGGGAGGUUUCCAGUUCAAGACAAUAAAUGGAAGUUAAAAGAAAAAUAGCGGAUAACACACUGGAGAAGAUUUGUAGUUUUUGGAAUUUCCGACUCUAUAAGUAUUUUCACUUGUGACGUCAUCAAUACGUAAAUAUUACGUCAACAUAGUAUGAAAUGCGUAAAAUGCAACCUGACACCCCAUGUCCCAAAUUUAAAAAACUACAAAUUUGCGUUUAUGCAUGGUUCGCUUAGUUUCCUUACUGUUUCGUCUAAUAAGCUGGGGUUAAAUACCCCUAAAGUUUGACCAUAUAUGGUUAAUUCCAUACAUUUGGCGGGAAAUUUGAAUUUCUUUAAUUAGCUCUAACUUUGCAACAAUUUAACGGAUUUAAGUGGGGUUUUCACCAGAAAGCUCCGUUUUUUUAUGGAUUUUAUUUAUAAAGUUAUUUAAGUCAAACAAUUAAUUCCAAAUUUUAGCGCCAUGUUUCAACGUCAUUUAUGACGUCAUGCUGUCAAGCAAAAGUAUAAAACUACCAUUAAUACAUGUGGACUUUCUUUUACUAUGUUCCUGCCAAGUUUCGUCUCACACGGAAUAUUUCAUAAUCAUCUAUGUGUCUCUAAUGAGUCAUGUGGGAGGGAAAACACUCAUUUCUGACCAUCGUGAAAGGCGGGACCGCGGCCUGGUUUUCAAGAGAUUUUUCGUACAGCGGUAAUGGGUCAUUACCCUGUAGGUACUUCAUAUAUGAUUCCUAUAUAUAUGAUUCCUAUAAUGUACCGACUCGGUACACUAUAAGACCGCUCCACCAGAAGAGUCUAUAUCUCGGUACACUAUAGGAAUCAUAUAUGAAGUACCUAUCCAUUACCCAGUCAAUUCCAAGCCUGCCUAUCUAGACUGCGAGCAGUCUCUUAUUUUUCUUUGCAAAGUUACCGCACGAAACCCUCCCCAUACAUGAAGUACCUACCGCGCGAGCGUCGAAGCCGCUUGCCGCGAGAAACGAGGGCGUAAGCCCGAGAAUCUUUUGUUCUGUCCGGGGACAACGAAGCUGUAACUUGAAACGAUUUAUAAAUAGAACAUAAACAACUAAAAAAAAAUAACACUUUCUUUAAAUCCGGUAAGAUUGCCUUGAAUUCGUUUCCCUUGAGGAAAUUUGCAGCAGUUUCUUUCUGUAAGAUAUCCUAAAACUUUUACUGCUUGGUUCGCUAUUGUUUGCUGUUGGUUGUGACGCGUGACUAUUUAAACUAUAUACAUUUCAUGAUCAGUAAAGGAUAUUUUUCCUUUGUAAUGCAUUAUGCCUUAAAAAGACACGUUUGGUUUUCGUUCCAUCCCAACCCUAUCCCACAGUAUUUUUCGCAUCGGUCUAAGAAAUUGCUUUCUCACACGAAGGAAAAACAAUCAUUAAAUUUCAUCGUUUGAAGAUUUUAAAGGAAAAGACUCUUUCUUUGUGAGCGAAUGAUUGAGACAGAAAGCUAGGUGCAAGAUAUUUCAAAAUUAAUAUAAACUAAAUGUUUUGUGCGAUCAAUGCGACGAUGAAUACGUUGACGGAACGGCUCAUGUUUUAAAAGCUUGUCGGUUGUUUGUUUGUCAUUCACUAUUUUAAAUACCUUCAAAAGUGAGAAAGGUCGUAUUAAAAUUCUAGUCAGUUAUAAUUCUGUCAAUGAUAUUUUUAUCAGAUCAAUGUGGUCUUGUUUGCAAUAAUUACAACUAGCGGCUAGGAGCGAUUUGCGAAGGGUGCUUCACGCGUUUUGAUCAGAUUAUUACAAAGUCCAGCUUAUUAUUUGGGCGUCGCCUAAAUAGAGUAAUCGAGUUUGCUUGUUUUGAUUCAAAGUUGCAAUAGGCACGCAAUACGUGCGAACGUAAACAAGCCAACUAAACAUUCUUUUUUGCGCCCACUACUUCCAAGCGCUUUUCUGGGCGGUCUAUGCGUAUGAGCGAAUUUUUAGGUCUCCCGGCCGUUCGUCUCGAAUACGUCACCAAAAUGCAUUGAGAAGGCCUGGGAAGGCGCCGUACAGGGGCUGUAGGCAAAUGGUAAUCAAACUACUGUAAUCAAACCACCGGAAGUACUAUUUACGGAAAAUUUAUCGCUGGACAAAUAUGUUGGCCUGUGAAAACAGCCGUCUCUCCUUAAUGACGGCUGUUUUCGCAGGCUGUCAAUAUGGGGAAAUCAGGUCAAUCAGAAUCGGGCUACCGGGCCGGCGGGCUGCCACAGACCGUGGGUAGCGGGCCUGUUUUUAGCAAAACCCCGAGGAAGAGAGUGCUAGCAAAUGCCAUUGUCAUGUGAAACUACUAAAAUCUGCAAAGGUUUGUAAACAAAAAAGGUUAAAAAGGUAACGAUCGCAAACGUUAAGAAAUAGCUGUGAUCACAUAGAGAUGUCAGUAUGUCAGUUGUAGGGUGGGGGGAAGUGAGUGCCUUUCAGUCUUAAAGUUUGUAUAUAUCGACAAAAUUUACGUGUCUGUAGUUUUGAAUGAACGUUCUUAAAAAUUUAUAGGUUUCUAAAUUUGUUGACUUCAAAGGCCUCCAAGACUGAGAGGUCCCUUAAAAAUUGUAAAAUAACAUUUAAUUCUCUUCUCAAGGUGAACGUUUUAAAGGUACCCAAUCCAAACAAGCGUUCUUGUUCAGUUUGGUUAAUCCAUUUGGAGUGGGACCGGUUCGAAUACCAGAUGAGGAAAAAGAAAGUGGUUGUGUUAUUGUCUGUGAUAGUAAGUAUGGGCCAACGUUUCAGCAGGACCUUAAAACAUACGGCAAAAGCUACUUAUAUAUUUCAGAUAAUGCCAAUGCAUCUCCAUCAAGUCACUCUUGUCUACAUGGAAAAUUUUCUUGUCCUGAAGGAAAACCAGGAGAUUUGUUCUUCACGGGCAGUAAAAAUUUUACCGUCGAUGAUUACGAAGUGUUCGAGUUAUACUAG